AUUGUGAAAUAAUAAAAAAAAUCUAAAUAUAUAUUGGUUUUUAGCCAAUGCUCUUUGCGCUGUUACAUAAAAUCUAAAAAAUUAAAAAUUGGUAUUAGUGAGCUAAAAUGUGGAAAUGUCUUGUUAACUGGACAAAUCGGCGCACAGUGUGAGAGAAAUUCUACGCACCAAUGCGCGAAAGCCGUUAUCAAAAUUCCUGUUGCGGAAGUGUACUACAACUGAUAAACGAAAGUUACGUUUUUCAUUUGUGCUUGCUUUUGCUGAUAUUAUCUGUGUUGAGUGCCUACUUUCAAAUAAUCGAGCAUGCAGAUCAACAGAUAAAGUAAAUUAUCAUUGGGUUAACCAGCAAAUUGUAUACUCACUUCAAUUGAUUACGCGGAUACAUGUACUCUGACAUACAAAUACAUACAUACUUAUGUAUAAAACAUCAAUAACAUUUGGCCCACACUCAGAUUGAUGUUAUCAAAAGAAUAAAGAUAAAAAGUGACUAAUUUUUAUCAUUCAAAAGCGCAUUAAUCAACACAAUGCAAACAAUUGUAUCGGAUCUUACACUGCCAACAACUGUAGUAACACCUGUCGCUGUUACAGCCACCACCUCAUCACCUGCAGCAACAGACACACAAACAAAGUUGGUGGCAAAUGGGAAAUUCGUCCAAAUCGGCCAAUACGAACAAAACAGUGAAGAGGAAAAUGACAAAUAUGAGAAAAGUGACUCUAGGGAAAGCGCUGAGGAGCAACGAUUUAUCGUUAAAUACCGACAAAGUUAUUAUGAUAUAACACGUUUCUUGAAAAAUCAUCCAGGUGGCAUAAAUACGUUGCGUGGCCUCAACAAUGGCGAUAUGACAACACGUUUCCUACACGCGCCCCCACACUCCGAUGCUGCCAUGUACCUGAUGAAAGAAUACAAACUAAAAUCAGCACAUUUACAAAAUGACACCAAGCGAGAGCAAAAUCUGCAUCAAAGGCAACAGAGGGUGCAUAAUGUUGAUCUGAUUGUAGCUGAUGAUGACGUGCAACAGCAACCAGUGUUUGAAGCAAGCGCGAGCGCGAAUGGUAUUGAAUUGAUUGCGAAUGCUUUGCAAGAAGAUAAAAACAAUAAUCAGCUGGAUGAAAGUAUGGAGCAUCUGGUGGACUGGUCAAAGGCCAUGCUGCCACAAAUAUCGCAAAUUACCCGCCAUUAUGACGAAUGGGUUCAUAGGCCAGUCGACAGACCAUUGCGUCUCUUCGGACCAUCAUAUUUGGAGAUGUUUACAAAAACGCCUUGGUGGGUUAUACCGCUUUUUUGGAUACCCGUUAUCUGCAAAUGUAUUUGGGAUGAGUUCUCACAAAAUUGGAGCGCACCUAGCACAAGCACCCUAUUAUGCAUCUUGUUUACAUCCGGCAUACUUUUCUGGACUUUGCUUGAAUAUAUUCUGCAUAGAUUUGUAUUCCACAUGAAGGUGACCGCCAGUUCCAAUCCAUGGUUAUGCACAUUUCAUUUCAUGAUACAUGGUCUACAUCAUAAAGUGCCUUUCGAUUCGAAACGUCUUGUCUUUCCGCCACUGCCAGGUGUCAUUAUUGCCACUAUCAUAUAUACACCUAUCAGUUUCUUAUUGCCCCAUCCACGUGCUGUGUUGGCCGGUGCACUCUUCGGAUAUCUGUGCUAUGAUCUGAUGCACUAUUACCUCCACUAUGGGAAUCCUUCAUUGCAGCACACACGCUUCAUGUACGAUAUGAAACGGUAUCACUAUCAGCACCAUUUCGCACAUCAGGAUAUGGGCUAUGGCAUCAGUAGUCCUUUUUGGGAUACCGUAUUUAAUACUCGAAUACGUUUGCGAAAACUGCGAUUCCCAUUGCGUUGGCGGUAAUUGCAGUCAAAUAAUUGGUGAACCAAAAACUAAUAAAUGUUGAUUCCUAAUAUUAGCUUAUGAACAAUGUUUUUUUUUGUAAUGAUAGUAUUUACUUUUCAUAUGUAAAACAUUACCAAAGAAGAAACCUAUACGGAGGGAACAUUCCUUAAAUAUAAAUAGUAUAUAUCUAGAUACAUACAUACAUAUGUACAAACAUAUGUUUACUAAUAAGACACAUGCUGAGACAAUGCGUUAAUCUAGUAUUACUGAGUUUAAUAACAAAGUAAUUAUGAACUGCUUUAAAACUAUUGAAAUCAUCAUCACUUUGUUUUUUGUUUAUUACUUAGUGCUAAGCAUAAAAUAAAAACUGUAUUUUCUGAUGCAUAUUUUUUU
Messenger RNA from Rhagoletis pomonella (apple maggot), 2222 nucleotides. RefSeq names its product fatty acid 2-hydroxylase (gene Fa2h). Gene Ontology annotation, molecular function: heme binding; fatty acid 2-hydroxylase activity; iron ion binding. Gene Ontology annotation, biological process: fatty acid metabolic process; lipid biosynthetic process. Lineage: Eukaryota; Metazoa; Arthropoda; Insecta; Diptera; Tephritidae. Gene Ontology annotation, cellular component: membrane; endoplasmic reticulum. The record is from RefSeq and is a predicted model, not a curated record. The coding region runs from base 525 to 1847 and encodes 440 amino acids. The transcript has 4 exons.